UUUCAUAAUUUCUAUAAUGUGGAUAACAAUACUUAUCUUGCAUUUAAUACCGAUUGGUAAAUAAUGUUUGUUUACUUUGGCACUGCCUUUGACGGUUCUUUCGGUAUUCUUUCGGCUUCAGUUUUUGCGGGUCUCUAUCUAUAAAUAACAUCUCUGGUGAAAACUAUUGCUUUCGUCUGUCCAACCAGGUCCAAGCAAGGUCUGUUGUAUGAACAACAUCUCUGGUGAAAACUUUGUUUUCGUUUGUCCAAUCAGGCCCAACCAAGGUCUGUUGUGUGCAGUGCAGUGAUCGGUUAUUAGAGCAAUAAUUAUUAAAUAUUGUUUACACGUUUGUGCCACUCAUUGGAGUCCUGAAUCCUGAUGUUGGAAUAAACCGACAAACGAUCAAGAAACUGCCAACGUGGUGUAAAUCGAAAAAUAAGCCAUGGCAUCGUCGAUAGUCAAGAUAGAAUGUGAAGAUUUCAGAAUCUCUCAUUCAAUAUGUCGACUUUGUAUGGGCAAUGAACUGCUCGAUGAUAUAUUCAAGGAAAACGAUCUGCACCAAUGGAUAUCGGACUUUCUAUCAAUAACGGUAUCUCCAGAGGACCAAAGAAGCCAAUCCAUAUGCGCUAUCUGCCGUAAACGGAUAACCGAGUUUCAUCAGUUUCGGGUACGCUGUCGGGAUGUACAAAAUGUUUUAGAAUCCAUGGCUCAGAAUGCAAAUGUUGAAUCAGUACAAUUUCGACGUCAGCGGAUUUGGGAAGAGAAUUUGUGCAAAUACUGCGGAAAAUCAUUUUCGAAACGGCAACAUUUGGACAAACACAUGUUAAUCCACGAGGAAAUGGAUAGAAAUGAGCUAAUUAUCGAACAAACCAAUGAGCAAUGUGAUAUAAAUGAAGAUGUCGUGAAUCAUAAGGAUCGGGCAUCGAAUAACUUAUAUUUGCCGCAUAAUGUGGAAGCUGAUCACGAUGAAGCGCCCGAUAGUGAAGAUUCUAUUGUCUUAGAGGAUAUGAUCGACAUAUCAGAAGUUAAAGUCGAAAACCGUGCGGAUGAUGAUACGCAAGCAUUCCAAGAAUCGAGUGCUCCAUUGAGUAAAGCAUCUUUCGGCUGGAGUAAUGUUGAUGGCAGUAAAGACCAAACUUCGAAAGAUAGUGGUGAAGAAGUCCAAGACAAAGAAUCAUUCCAAUGCAACAUAUGUAAUAAAAUGUUGACAUCUGGACGUACACUGUGGGGUCACAUCAGGGCAGUACAUGGCCCAAAAAACCAUGUUUGUCGUAUUUGCAAAAUUGGAUUUCCUUUUCAAAAGGAAUUGAAGAAGCACUAUGCCACCAUUAAGCAUAGGAACAAAAUACAAGAAAUUCGCGAUAAUGGAGAAUCGUAUGAUGAAGAUGAUGGGGAUGAUGCAGUGCAAAAUCAAGAAGAGAUUGAUACCGCUUUUGAUGACAGUGUCAGGCUGAAGAAGUUAGUUCCAACUGAUGAGAACUAUCAACAAUACUCGUGUUCGAAAUGCAGUCGAACGUUCAUUUAUGAGAGCCACUUAGAGAAACAUUUUAAAUCUCACGAAGAGGACGAUGUAUACACGGCUGAAGGUUCUGAUAACAGCGGGAAUGGUUCGGCUGAAGGGAAACACACAAAAAAUAGCGAUCGACAGUUGAAAUGUAAAAUAUGUAAUAGGUUGUAUCCAAAUUUAAGGAAACUGAAGCAGCACAGGAGAUGUCAUGACACUAAAACCCAUAGAUGUCCUAUGUGUGAAAAAUUGUUUUUGACACGGUCCAUAUUAAGGAAACAUGUUGUGACGCAUAAGCAGGUUCGUGAACGUAAACAAGAAAGCCCGGUUGCGGUAGAGGACAAUUCUGCUGAGCCAUUUAAGUGCGACAUAUGCCACAAGACGUUCAAGCGAAUGAGCACUAUGCAGGGCCACAAGAAAAUAGCACACGGACCAGACGUUCAUGAAUGUAAAACUUGUGGGGAGGAAUUUCGCACAAGUGCCGGCUUGGAAUUCCAUAAGUUAAAUCAUUCAAUAAUCAAAAAAAUGCCUUCAUAACAGAUGCAACAAACACACAUGAUUUUGAAUAAAAGCUGACAGAGUCACUCUAACUAAUUAA
Molecule: messenger RNA, 2084 nt
Organism: Armigeres subalbatus
Lineage: Eukaryota; Metazoa; Arthropoda; Insecta; Diptera; Culicidae
Product: zinc finger protein 91-like
Exons: 7
Coding region: 425-2023 (532 amino acids)
Cellular component (GO): nucleus
Molecular function (GO): zinc ion binding
Source: RefSeq, a predicted model, not a curated record